This is a messenger RNA of Closterium sp. Naga37s-1, 1131 nucleotides long. The record is from the annotation of a GenBank genome assembly. Lineage: Eukaryota; Viridiplantae; Streptophyta; Zygnematophyceae; Desmidiales; Closteriaceae.
AUGUUACAUUUAUCAGCAUUGUUACACCACUAUCCUUACACAUUCUUCAUCCUGGUUACACUCUUUCGCAGGCACUUCGCGGACAGGCGGUCGUUCUUCGCCUCAUACUGCACCCUCGAACGCGUGCUGCUGCUCGUCCUGCUCUGCGCCUUUGCCUUCAACAUCAUCCCAAGACCUAACUUCAGGCGAGGUUUGGAAGAUAAGGACACCUUUCCUGGCCUCCGAACCUCCUCCUCAGACUCGGGCGAGAAAGCCAAAGCCGAGCCUGAGCAAGAGGAUCGGGUGUAUGACUGGGUGAAUGGCGAAUUUAAGUCGCGAUCAGGCUCGGAGGAGGAUGAGUACGAGGAGGAAGGAGACGAAGGCGAGGAACUGAGUAGGAUAGGAGAGAAAUGGGUCGAUGUGGCAAGAAGACGGAGGGAGAAGGGAGGAGGCGGAGAGUUACGUGGAUGGGGAGAAGGAGAACAUGAAGUGGAGUCGGAGGGGGGGGGGUAUCUGGGGAAGAAGAGGGGGAAGAAAGGGAGAGGGAGGGGGAAGAAGAAGCGGCGACUGCCAAACGAGAAGCUGAGGAAGCAGCAUGAGGAGGAGCAGCGGCACAGAGUGAGAGGAGGGGGUGCAGGAGGAGGAGGGGAUGGAGUGGAAGGGGAUGAAUCUGGUGAGGGGGUGGGAGGCGGAUUGGAGGGCGGAUCGUUAAGCAGUGAUGGUAGUUUUCACGGCCCUGGGGGGGAGGUCUGGGGGGCGGAUGAUUAUGGGGGAAAGUGGGGGUUCGGUGGGGGGAGAGAGGAGGUGGGUUUGGAGAGUGUGAGAGAGGAGGAUUUGCAGGGGGAGAGUGAGGAGGAGAGGGAGGAGAGGAGGGUGUUGGAGGAGGAUGGGCUGCCCACUCUGCAGGAGGGGGGUGGGGGAGUGUGGAGUGAGAAGGAGAGAAGACUGUGGGAACAGGUGAGAGAUGGGGCUGAGGGAGGUGAUGGGGCUGGGGGGAUUGAUGAGGCUGGAGGGAUUGAUGAGGCUGGGGGGAUUGAUGAGGCUGGGGGGAUUGAUGAGGCUGGGGGGAUUGAUGAGGCUGGGGGGAUAAAUGAGGCUGGGAGGAUUGAUGAGGCUGGGGACUUUGAUAUAAUGUGGCUGGGCAAUAAAUGA